Molecule: messenger RNA, 1746 nt
Organism: Maniola jurtina (meadow brown)
Lineage: Eukaryota; Metazoa; Arthropoda; Insecta; Lepidoptera; Nymphalidae
Gene: CstF50
Product: cleavage stimulation factor subunit 1
Exons: 11
Coding region: 142-1443 (433 amino acids)
Biological process (GO): mRNA 3'-end processing
Cellular component (GO): mRNA cleavage stimulating factor complex
Molecular function (GO): RNA binding; protein binding
Source: RefSeq, a predicted model, not a curated record
UGAACUGUCAGUUACGUUGUCAAAUUUUAGGUUAUACGUCUGUGAUUGUUUUGUUGAGUUUUCAAUUUUUCAAAACACUGUGAAUUGUAUUUGCCGGUUUUCUUGAAAAUAAUCAAGAUUUCCUCGCUAAUAGGAGAAAGAAUGAAGGAAACUACUGGAGAAGUCGAUUCAAAGAAUGUGGUGAAGAAUAGAGAGUUGCUGUAUCGUAUGAUCAUAAGCCAACUCUACUAUGAUGGAUUCCAAACCAUCGCUGCAACACUGUCAGCAGCCGUCCAUGCUGAUCCACCAUGCCCGCCGAGUGACAGGCUUCUUAAUCUGAUGAUGGUGGGUCUUCAGCAUGAGCCUGAUAGGAAGGAUCGCCUCGCUGCAUCCAGUGGGGCUGAGCAUCUGCUCGGAACUACUGGUUUUGAUUUGGAGUUUGAAAUGGACGCAUCAUCGCUUGCCCCUGAGCCGGCGACGUAUGAGACUGCGUACGUGACGUCGCACAAGAUGUCGUGUCGUGCGGGUGCUUUUAGUUCUUGCGGACAACUGGUUGCUACUGGCAGUGUCGAUGCUAGUAUUAAGAUAUUGGAUGUAGAGCGUAUGUUGGCAAAGUCAGCACCAGAAGAGGUAGAUCCAGGAAGGGAACAACAGGGGCAUCCAGUUAUCAGGACACUAUAUGAUCAUACCGAUGAGAUCACCGCACUGGACUUCCAUCCCCGGGAACAGAUCCUAGUGUCAGCGUCUCGAGAUUGUUGUAUCAAGCUAUUCGACAUUACUAAGGCAUCUGCUAAGAAGGCGUAUAAAUCGAUCACAGACGCAGAACAGGUGCUAUGUGUAGCAUUCCAUCCCUUGGGCGACCACAUCAUAGCGUCCACGACGCACCCGGUGAUCCGGCUGUAUGACGUCACCACCAGCCAGUGCUUCGUGUGCCCCAUACCGUCACACCACCACAAGAAACAGGUCAACUCUAUCAAAUUUUCACCAAACGGCAAGUACUUUGCAAGCGGCAGCGCAGACGGCUCGAUCAAACUUUGGGACACGGUCUCCAACAGAUGUUUCAACACUUUCGUGAACGCUCACGAUGGAUCAGAAGUUUGCUCUGUUGCCUUUACUAGGAACAGCAAGUAUUUGUUAACUUCUGGAAUGGAUUCGUCUAUCAAGCUUUGGGAACUGGCGAGCAGUAGAUGUCUUAUUCAGUACACGGGAGCUGGAACUACGGGUAGACAAGAAAAUCAUGCGCAAGCGAUAUUCAACCACACGGAAGAUUACGUAAUGUUCCCUGAUGAAGCUACCACGUCUCUGUGCACGUGGCAUUCCCGCAGCGCCAGUCGAUGUCAGCUCAUGUCUUUGGGGCAUAAUGGGGCAGUCAGACACAUAGUUCACUCGGGCACGGCGCCAGCUUUCCUAACAUGCAGCGAUGAUUACCGCGCAAGAUUCUGGUAUAGACGUAACACGCAUUAAAACAAAAAAUACUUUACAUAAAAUAAAUCACUAAUUUUAAGUACAGUGAAAUUUGAAUAUGUAUUUCUGUAAGAGUAUCUGUCAUUGUGCCUGUUUGUCCCAUGAUUAGGGCACUCUCGGAAUAUUUUCCCCAUGGGUAUAUUGGGAAUACAUAUGUUGUGUACCAUGAUUGGGGCAUUUUUGGAAUAUUUUCCCCAUGGGGGGUAUAUUGAGACUAUGUUGCGUACCAUUAGGCAUUUUCGGAUUGUUGCUCUACAUUGUGUAAUUUGUAUGUGUCAAUGAAUAAGUGUGAAUUGAUUUAUU